Messenger RNA from Pelagomonas calceolata, 3861 nucleotides. The record is from the annotation of a GenBank genome assembly. NCBI's taxonomy places the organism in Eukaryota, Pelagophyceae, Pelagomonadales, Pelagomonadaceae.
AUGCCGAAACGCAAGUCCGCACCAGCGCCGACGGCCGCGCCAAGCCCGGCAGUAGGCGACCUCGUCUGGGUCCUCGGCCUCGGCGGCGAAGCCUUGGAGAAGCCCUGGCCCGCAAUAGUAAGAGACGUUGACACGGAUGGCAACAGCGUGGCCUGGCCGCCGGCACAAGUCGACGGCGUCCGUAGUUAUGAAUGCGACUACCUGGAUCACCCCUCGCAAGACAGUGUGCCGGACGACCGGCUGCUCGCCUUCGAAGGUGGUUAUGCGCGCGUCGCGAAGUCGUCGGAGUGGGAGAUCAAGGCGAAGAACUGGGACGCCGCGCAUGAGUCCGCGCUGGCUUUACUGGCCGAGAAGGUGGACUCUUCUGGCGCUCUCGCCAUCGCGAUGGGCUCGGAGCGGAGCCGACGGACGAAGUACGAGAAGCUUCUCGGGCUCGACAAGGCGUCCGCGCCGUCGAAGAAGCGCAAGGCGCCGGCCGCCAAGCCCGCGAAGAAGAAGCCCGCGCCGAAGAAGCAGGAGCCCGAGGAGGAGCCCGAGGCCCCGGAGCCGCCGCCGAAGAAGCGCGGCAAGGCCGCGCCCAAGGCGCCGCCGAAGCGCCGCGGCGCCGUCAAGCUCGACAAGGCGGCCCUCGAGGCGCGCAUGGCCGCCGACGGGUGGACCAAGGAGGAGAAACCGCGGGCGGGCAAGCCUGGACAUGUCGACAAGUACUACGUCCCGCCCGGCGGCGGCAGGAAGCUGCGGUCCCCGCUCGAGGUGGCGCGCGCGGCCUACCCCGAGUUCUUGGCCGGCGGUGAUGCCGCCGUGGCGACGCCGAGCAGCCCGCGGCCCGACACGUCCGGCGACGAGGCGCUAGCGCGGCGCUUCGCGGCCGCGCGCGACGCGCGGCCCAAGGCGCCGGCCGCCAAGCCCGCGGCCAAGCCGAAGAAGAAGCCGCCCGCGCCGGCGCCGGCGCCUCUGGCCCAACAGUCCUCCGACGAGGACGACUUCGACGAGAAGUUCACUCAGCGCGCGCCGGCGCCGCCGGCCGCGCCGCCGGCCGCCGCGGCGCCGCCCAAGAAGAAAAAGAAGAAGGCGCCCCCGGACACGUCGGGCGACGAAGAGCUAGCGCGGAGGCUGGGCGCGGCGGCGCAGCGGCCGAAGCCCAAGGCCAGGAAGCGGCGGACGGUCGUCGAGUCCGAGGACGACUCCGACGACGACGAGGCGCCGCCCGCGCCGCCGCCGGCGAGCCCGCCGUCGGACGAGGGCGACGACCUCUACGACGACGAGAACGACGAAGCCGAGGAGGAGGCCGGGGAGGAGCCGCCGGCGCCGCCCGCGGGCGGCCCGCGCUUCAAGGGCGGCGUCUCGUCGGCGACGUCCGAGGCGCUGCACCGCCACGUCGCCGAGGCGCUCGAGGCCGCGUCCGAGGCGCCCAAAGAGCCCGCGCCCGAGCCGGCGCGGCCGGGCCGCAUCGCGAAGAAGGCCCGGAAGGCGUCGGCCGAGGCCCCGACGGGUGAUUUCAUGGGCGCCUACCGCCGCGUGCGCGAGGCCUACGGGCGGAACUGGUCGCACGUCUCCGAGGCCGAGCGCACGCGGCUGGCCCUGUUAUGUAGAGACGGCAAGCCGGGCUGGGAGCCGGUCGCGCCGUGCCCGCCCGGGCCGGCGGCGGGCGGCUGGGCCGCGCAGCCGCCCCUCACGGUCGCGACGAGCCCAACGGCGGCGGCGGGCGGCUGGGCCGCGCAACCGCCCCUGACCGUCGCGACGAGCGGGUCGCCGCACGCGGCGGCGGCGGGCGGCUGGGCCGCGCAGCCGCCCCUGACCUUCGACGAAGCCCGCAGGGUGGUCGCAGGGAGCCAGGUGGCGGCCGGCGGCUGGGGCGCGCCCGGCCAGCCGUCCCCCGCUGGCUUCGUCGCGAGCGCCCCCCUCGCCAAGCGGAUGAUAGUUGUGGACAACAACAAGGUCAAGUUCCUCAUCGGCAAGGGCGGCGCCACGCACAAGGGCAUCCAGGAUCGCUCCGGCGCGCACGUCAGCAUUCCGAACGCGCCGGACCCGUUCGACCCGAAAAGGCCCGACCCGACGAAGCCCGUGCGCACGAUCACCAUCCGCGGUCCGAGUGAAGAGGCCGUGGGCGCGGCCGCGCGCGACAUCGAAUUUAUAUUGAAUGAGGCAGCGGAGAAGCUGCCCGUCGCGCGCACGGGCGCCGCGCCGCCGAUGAAGGUCGCGCCGCCCUGGAACCCGCACGGCCUCGGCCGCGCCUGCAGCAAGACGGUGGUUGUCGAUAAUUCGAAGGUCGGCCUGAUUAUUGGGAAGGGCGGCCAGACGCACAAGGGCAUCCAGGAGGGGUUUGGUGUGCUCGUCAAGAUCCCCAGCGAGGCGGACGCGGGCGACCCGUCGCAGCGGACGAUCACGAUCACCGGCCCGACCGACGAGGCUGUGGCCGCGGCCGCGAGCGAAAUAGAAAGCAAAUUGGCCGGCGGCUUCCCAGUGAGUCCCCGGGCCAUCGCGCCCGCGAACGGCGGCGUGCUGCAGCCCAUCGCGUCGCCUCAGUCCUUCCCAAUCGCACCGCCGUGGAACCCGGCCGCGGGCGCGGCGACGGCGCCGGGUUGGGGCUCACCUCCAGGACCGACGACGGGGGGCUGGGGCUCGCCCCCGGCACAGUCGCCGACGGGAGGCUGGGGCUCGCCUCCGGCGCCGGCGGCGACGGGCUGGGCCGCGCCGCCGCCCCAGGGCGGCUUCACGCCCGCACCGCCGCGGGCGGCCUCGCCGUCGAGCAGCGGCGGUCCGGCGCAGACGCCGACGGGCUGGGCCGCAGCGCCGCCACCGCCGCAGGGCGGCUUCACGCCGGCACCACCGCGGGCUGCCUCGCCGCCGUCGAGCCUCGGGGCAGCGGGCUGGGCAGCGCCGCCGCCGCCGCCUCGGGGUGGUUUCAAGCCCGCGCCGCCGCCGUCCUCGACGCCGAGCGGCGGCUUCAACGCGCGGCGCGCCGUGCUUAAGGAGAUGCCUGUGGCGGCGCCGGCCGCACCGCAAGCGCCGGAUCGGGCGUCGCCUGGUCCCGGCGGCCGCGGCCGCGGCAGCACGCUGCCUUCCUGGAUGACCAAGGGCGACGCGCCCGCUUCACUGACGCCGUCCGACCUCGCGACGGAGCGGGGCGACGUCCGCGUCGCGGAGCCGACGGAGGCGACGGCGCCACCGCCGGCGCCGCCCGCGCCGACGGCACCGACGGUGGAGGAGCGCGGCCCCACGCGGAGCUCCUGGGUCGCGGCUCCUGCGGCACCACCGCCGGCUCCGGCGCCGCCCGCCGCGCCGCGGGCGCCGUCGCCCCGCGGCGUUCCGGAUCGGCCGCCAUCGCGCAACGAGCGGGUGCCCGACUCGACCGACCCCGCGGUCCGCGGCCGGCCCGAGGCGCCGCCGGCGAAGCAACGCCGCGUCGAGACGGACGCGGGCAGCGCCACGGUCCGGCGGUCGGAGGGCAAGGCCUGGGGCGCGCCGCCGCCGCGGGCCGGCCGAAGCUUCGGCGUCGAGGAGAUGAAGAAGUUUGACGCGGUGUCGGACGACCGCCGCGACAUCAACUUGCCAAGUCGCGGGGAUGGGACCAAGUUCGCGCCGAUGAACGUUAAACGCCCCCUCAGGACGCUUCCGGACACGGCGGACGGCAGAAGGCGCGUCUACGAGUACGGACCGGGCCCGAACAUCGACCCCGACCCGAUGGCGCCGUUCGACCCCGCGGCGCUCGUGGGGCCCGCGGUCGACUGGGGCGACGAGCGCGCGGCGGCGGGCUGGGAAAUCGCGCGCAAGGACGUGCGCAACCUUGGACGCGACGGGCGCGUGCCCUACCAGAAGCGGCCGCACAGCGAUAUGAACGGGUAACUGAUAUGUGUGAUU